Messenger RNA from Sclerotinia trifoliorum, 2374 nucleotides. NCBI's taxonomy places the organism in Eukaryota, Fungi, Ascomycota, Leotiomycetes, Helotiales, Sclerotiniaceae. The record is from the annotation of a GenBank genome assembly.
UAUCCUAAUCCUUAUAACCAGCCCGCCUUCAAUAAGAACACUGCACUAUUAGAUUUUCAUCCAUAAUCUGUUAUACUUCCCUUGUCUCGGAACAUCGAUAUCAACAUCAGACCUCAUACCUCAAUACAACUGUUGAUAACAAAACUACACGUGCACUUUAUUCACGUCCCAGUCCUUCGGCUGAAACAUGUAUUUCGAUCCCAUCACUCAGGACAGACAAGAUAAGAACUUCCAGAUAUGGAUAGGGCAAUUGUUGAAAGGAGAUCCCGAGCAACUCGCCUGUCAACUAGCAAAAAAGCAUCGGCCGGGUCACAAACUCGGCGCGGCUCUUUGGAAAAACGGUGCCUACAAUGUCUGUUAUAGAGUGAGGUAUGAGGACGGUUUCCACGCCAUUGUUCGAUUUGCAGCACUUGGCAAGACUGUACACCGUACUGAAAAAGUGGAGAAUGAGGCAAUUGUUCUUCAAUAUUUGCAGCAACAUACCGAUAUUCCUGUCCCACGAGUACUAGGAUGGGGAACGUCCUGGGUCGGGCCAUAUAUUGUUGAAGAGUUUAUCGAAGGUGAUUUGAUCUCCAACGCUUUGAAGGAUCCCACGCAAGAAGGACGCCCAAGCUUAAACCCAAAAAUCAGCGAUCGAGCUUUGAAGGUAGCCUAUCGUGGCAUGGCCAAAAUUGUUCUUGAUAUGUCAAAACCAGAGUUCAACCGCAUUGGUUGCCUAGUGCGAACGGAUGAAGGAAAUUUCGUAAUUGGUAGGAGGCCUCUUUCAAUUCGCCUGAGCGAAUUGUCAAUAUCAGCGAACCUAGCUCCAGAACAUCUUACUAACUCCACCUUUACCUCCUCUGCUAAAUAUUUCGAUUUAUUGGCUGAGCAACAUCUCACCCAGCUUAGAUAUCAACAAAAUGAUGUCGUUGAAGAUGAAGUAGAUUGCAAAAAGAAAUACGUAUCUCGCUGUCUAUUUCGUGGAGUUGUUCGUCAAGUUUGUGCAGAAUAUUCCAACGAGCCAUUCAGACUCUUCUGCGACGAUUUUAGACCUUCGAAUGUCCUCGCCAACAUGGAGCGAUUCCAGAUUUCAGCAGUUGUUGACUUAGAAUUUUCAUAUGCGGCGCCAUCAGAGUUUACCUACGCUGCACCUUGGUGGCUUCUGUUGCAAGGUCCAGAGGAUUGGGAGGAUGACCUAAAUGAUUUUCUGACUCGCUAUACACCGAAGCUUGAACUAUUUCUCUCUGCGUUGAGAGAAUGCGAGGAAGAGCAGAUAAAAAAUGGGAAGCUUCUUGAAUCUCGACGAUUAUCUACUCGUAUGGAACAAUCCAUGCAUAACGGCCUUUUUUGGGUGUGUAUUGCAGCAAGACAUAGUCAGAUGUUUGAUGAGAUAUACUGGAAAUUUCUUGACGAAAAAUACUUUGGGCCAUUAGUUUCGCUUGAUGAUCGAAUAGAACUUCUGAAUGAAGAGGAAAAGAAUGAGCUUUGUACGAUUUUCGACCUCAAGCAGGAGCAGGCUAGGGACAAAACUUUUAAUGUGCAUUAUCCUGCUAGAGAACUCAUGAAGCUCUAGAAUGUUUUACUGGACCUAGUAAGUCCUGUUCUCAUCAGUGUGGCUCAUGACUUUGUAAAUGCAUUUCCUCAUUCUCUACUCUAUAAACGUUGUCGUUGCCCAUCUGACUCAAGCCAAAAGGAAUCCAUAGAUAUACCAUGCGUACCAACAUACAUCAACACAUCUAAAGGUCAUUUCGUAUCUACAUUCGCAGUCAAUUAAAUACUUCAACCAUAUAUCCUUCGCUUAAGAUGUACGACGCCUUAAUAUAUAAUCAUUUUCUCAUAUAUUUUCACAGCAGACCUGCGCUGUUCCUCUGUCAUUCAAUCCUCAUCACAUCACAUAUUCCCACAUAACCAUAUAAACGAUAAACAAUAAACAAUGGAGACUAUCAUUCAUCUUCAAUCAACCAAUAAAUUACCCCCAUCAUCUCCACAACAGCAAAAUACAAGGAUUGCGAAUAUCACCCUCAUUCACAAACACCUACUACUAUUUCCCUUCCGACUUUGAACACCAUAACCACCACCUACCCUACCGUCAGGAGCAAUGAAGAAAUUGUAUUGAGAGAUUUCACAUCUAAUUACACCCCACAUUAUUCGAAGCUAUAGAGAGAAUACAGAGUACAGAAUACCAAACAUGAUGAUUAUGACUACAGCCUGGAAAGAUUAUAGAGUGCUAGGCCUGGUGAUGCAACUGAUUUGCAGGAAGCCACUACUUUACGGGCACAUAAGUACGUACUUGCGGUAAAGUAAAAUGAUUCCUAUAGAUUGUUCGAUCAGUUUAUCAUUAUAUUAUACUCCUGCCCCUUGUUACAAGUCUUAUUAGCGAUUGAUUUAUAUGCUG